Anopheles nili is the source of this 792-nucleotide messenger RNA. RefSeq lists its product as uncharacterized. The coding region runs from base 70 to 594 and encodes 174 amino acids. The record is from RefSeq and is a predicted model, not a curated record. The transcript has 3 exons. NCBI's taxonomy places the organism in Eukaryota, Metazoa, Arthropoda, Insecta, Diptera, Culicidae.
UUAUUGAGUUUCAAUAGUUUUUAAACUACCAAUAAACGAAUUCCAAAGCCCCAUAAUUCAAUAGCUAUAAUGGAACGUUAUCUACGGUUCUACAUCAAAUUCCAAGGCUACAUGAUCGGAACAUUAACGCUACUAUUUUCCGUGCUUUUAACGAUUGUUAUUUACGAACACAAUGACGUUUACUACCCGAUGGAAUUUUUGUACAACUUCCGUUUUAUGGGGAGCACAGCCCUGAUCCUGGGAUUGUUCUGGCUCGUCGCUGGAUUGUCCUUUCUAUAUGCUGUGCAUCGCGAAGUCAAGCAGUGUAUGCUCCCUUUUGCGUUGUUAUACCUAUUCGAUGUAACUCUCCUAGCCAUCCGGGAUCUCGUCAUGCUAUGGCUCGAUCGUCGCUGGUAUACUAUGGUUUUUUCAAAUUUGCCAGUCCUGUUCGUAGUGCUGUUUGUAACAUGCUACUUGUUCAUGACGCUCAUCGCCCUGGAUCGUUUGUUUAGUUCUGACCCGAAACCCCAAGCUGGUGAUAACUUUAUAAGGUUCAACAAUGGUGUCACAAACCCAGCUGCAACCGAAGAUGAAGUUGCUCUUGUCAAUGAAUAACCCACUAAGGCAUACCCAGUUAUAAUCUCCCUGAAGCUAUUGCGCUACUCUAGUAUAAUAUCAAUGUAUCGGAAAUUUUAGUUAGUCAGGGCAAAAUGAUUCAUUCCAUUGCGAAUCGUUUGAUUUUUCGUAGUAUGGUUAUUAUCAGCAUAUUUUACUGUAUGUGAUUACUUUUAUAUUAACAUCCGUACGAGAACA